AUGCCGGUGAUGCCGAUUACAAUAUUAGUAAUUACUGCCAGAGCAAGGAUCGGGAGCGAUCACCUCUGCGUCACAUUAUUUAGGGUGGUGCUGAGUCGUGGAGUUUCGUCGCAGGCACGUCACGAUUCGGACGAUGAAGAACCGGUCGGUUCUGUGCAGCACCGCUGCCGCUUAACAGAACUCUUGAAGGAAGCGGUGGAUCCGGCGCCCGAGAUGGUAUUUGAGAUAAGGGAAAACGAGGACCUAGCAGCGGCCUCCCUGCCGGAGAAGAACGUUAAGUUCAGAGAAGAAUACUGCAAGACGUAUCUUGACCUCGUCCAAGAGUGCGGAACUUCUGGGAUGGAGCCAACCACCACAGCAGUUCAAUUGGAGGAUGGCGCUGUCGUGGCUGUGAAGCCCUACCGCCAGCGAGGCCAACGCUGGUCGCUGAAGAUAUCUGACCACUGUGGACACCGUGGCCUGGUGUCAGUGCGGCUGGACGAGUUGGAAUGGUUGCAUGUCCUUCUGAGCGCGUGCAGGUUCGAGCAGUUCGUAGGCUUUAUCGACCACGGGUUUUUGGGGGUCCUUGACGACGAACGCACUUUCAAACUUAUCCACGGCAGAUAG
Messenger RNA from Gregarina niphandrodes, 606 nucleotides. RefSeq lists its product as hypothetical. Lineage: Eukaryota; Apicomplexa; Conoidasida; Eugregarinorida; Gregarinidae. The record is from RefSeq and is a predicted model, not a curated record. The transcript is spliced from 2 exons. The coding region runs from base 1 to 606 and encodes 201 amino acids.